AUGCUGUCUGCGGGACGGGGACUGCAGCUGGGGCAAACCCAUGGGGGAACCCACACAAUCCUCUGGACCAACACCUUUAUCUCUGGGAAGGAGGGCUGGCUCCUCUUCAUCUCCCUCUUUAUUGUCAUCUCCUUACCCCAUGGGACAGCCUGGCCCUACGAUUACAGAUACUUGUACAACCACUGUCCAGGUCCAGAGUGGAACGUGAUGUGCCGAGGCUGCUGCGAGUAUGACGUGAUCCGCUGCAAGUGCCCCAUCCAGGGGACUAAGGUGGGCUACGCAGUGCCCUGCUGCCGCAACGCCAUCAACGAGUGCGACCCCUGCAUUAUCCAUCCAGGUUGCAGUAUAUUCGAGAACUGUAAGCGAUGCAACAACGGCACAUGGGGCCCCAGGGAUGACUUCUUCAUUAGUGGCCAAUACUGCGCGGAGUGUCGGCCUGGCUGGUCUGGCGGAGACUGCAUGAAGUGCGGGGGAGUGAUCCGUAAACGGCAGGGCCACAUGGUGCUGGAGAGCUACCCCAACAACGCCAGGUGUGAGUGGACCAUACAGGUGGACAGGCCGUUUACCAUAGAGCUCAGGUUUAUGAUGCUGAGUCUGGAGUUUCACCAAUCCUGUCAUUACGACUACGUGGAGGUCCGCGACGGGGACAGCAUCAGGUCCCGUGUCAUCGGUAGAUUCUGCGGGAACAGCAGACCUGCCCCGGUUCAAAGCUCUGGCAACAGUUUGCACAUUCUCUUUGUGUCUGACGGUUACAAGAAUUUUGAUGGAUUCUUCGCCACUUUUCAGGAGAACUCAGCUUGCAGCUCCUCUCCUUGUCUGCAUGAUGGGACUUGCAUCCUGGACAGCUCUUAUACUUACCACUGCGCCUGUCUGGCUGGCUACACGGGCAAGCGGUGUGAAAAUGUGGUGGGAUGCCGCAGGCCUCCGGUGCCCACCCAUGGAUCUACAGAGGGUCUGUUUCACCAUUCUGGUGCGCGCAUCACUUUCCGUUGCGACCCCGGUUUCGAGCUGCGGGGGUUUCGUACUGCCAUCUGCCUGAGAGAUGGCACCUGGAGUGCGCCUGCCCCGGAGUGUGUGCCAGUGGAAAGAGUCUGUGCUCUGCCACCGAAGCCAACACAUGGGGACCACUUCUUGGUUUAUGGACCCAAUGAUGUCCUCAUUGCUCUGCAGUACCUGUGCCACCAGCCCUAUGAACUCAGUGGAGGCUCCCAGAGAACCUGCCUUCCUAACAACACCUGGAGCGGGACUCCUCCUGUUUGCACUAAAGUGAAUAACACUCUCACUGAAGUGGAGAAAGACAAAGACAAAGCUAAAGAGACGGAAAGAGGCAAGGAAAUAGAUAUAUACAGUGAAAAGGAUGUCGGCAAAACCAAAGAGAAAGACCAAGAGAACACAACUGGACUAAAAGAAAGUGUUGCAGGGAAAGAUAUAAACACUGGGCAGGAGAAUACAACAGCAGUCGACACUGAAGAUAAAUAUACUGGGACGAUUCCAGAGAAAACUCUGCCUGAGGGUGGGAAUGAAGGAGAGCCAGAGGAAAGAGAUACUGGGUCAGAGAAACCUACUGAAGGCACGGAAGAUAAAGUGGAUAGUGAAGACCCAGAUAACAGCCUGCACACAGAUGAAAAGAAAGAACCAGAGGUACCAAAGCCACCUGAGAAAAAAGAAGACAGUUUAGACACAAACCUGGAGACGGGGAAGACUGACAUCACAGAAAUAGUUGUGAUAAAAGAUAAAGGACAAGAAGAGAAGGAAAGAAAAGAGGAGCAGGUGAACGGAAAAAGAGAUCCAGACAAAGUGGGUCCUAAUGACACCAAGCUGAGGACGGUCAUAUCUGAGGGAGAAAACACAGUGGAGAUAUUUGAGCUGGGAAUGACGAAGACCAACAGCACAGUGACGUACGAUAUCGUGGACACACCAAAAGAAAACAACACCAUAGAAUCGCCAACGCCAGGGAGGAAAAUCAUCCCCACCCGAGUCAACGUUACGCAGUACACCAUGUACAGAGCGGUCGAGGAUAACGGGAAACCAAAGGAAAAAACAACUAAAAAGGACCAGACGGAGAAGGAGUCGGUGGAGAAAACAAAGGAGGAGUUGGAAAAGGAGAGGGAGGAGAAAGAAAAAGAAAAGGAGAGAGAAAAGGAGAGAGAGGUCAACCAAAGCUUUACUGAGAAAAGCUGCCCACCUCUGCCUCGCCUCUAUCACGGCUACCAGCAGGUGGUGCCAGGGCUGGAGCCGGAGACGGUGGAGUUCAAGUGCAACCACUCGUACGCUCUCAGCGGUGACAGCCGACGUACCUGCCAGCCGGACGGCACGUGGAGCGGCAAACAACCUGUCUGUGUCAGAGCGUGUCGAGAGCCCAAAGUGUCAGAGCUGGUCAGACAAAGAGUUUUGCCUCCUCAAGCACCACUCAGAAAGACACCUGUGUACAAGCUCUACUCCUCCUCGCUGGGCCGACAGCUCCAGUCCGACGGCCCCACCAAAAGCCCCCCGCAGCUUUCCCAGUUGCCCCAGGGCUUCCACCACCUAUACACACACAUAGAGUACGAGUGUGCGUCUGCGUACUACCACCACUCCGGCAGUCCUCGUCGCACUUGCUUGAAGACGGGGAAGUGGAGCGGGCGCCAUGUGUCCUGUUCGCCAGUGUGUGGGAAGCAUCCGACCUUUGACCCAGAGAGGCCGGAAGAGGCUCACUGGCCCUGGAUGGCAGCCAUCUACCGCCGCACCACCAAGAGCACGGCGACCAAGGUGACCAAGGCAGACAGCCAGGCAGAGUCCCUGAAGAAGGACGGUGGAGCAGCAGGAACUGGCAGCCACAAUCAAGCUUCCGACUGGCAACUGGUCUGCAGCGGGGCUCUGGUGAACCAAAGGAGCCUGGUGGUGGCGGCUCACUGUGUGACAGAGCUGGGCAAGUUGUAUCCCGUGGAUACGGCCACGAUAAAGGUGGUGGUGGGGAAGCACUAUCGCGAUGACCACAGAGAGAGUAAAGGUCCUCAACACCUGAGGGUGGCUUCCAUUGCCGUUCAUCCAAACUACGACCCCAAUAUCCUUGACUCCGACAUAGCUGUGAUCAAACUACUAGACAAAGCAAGGAUUGGAGAAAAAGUCCUGCCAAUCUGCCUGUCAGAAUACCAGGAAGACAUAGUUGCCUCCGGUCAAGGGCUCGUGACGGGCUGGUCUCCGCUGCCCGAUUCAAAUUUAGGCCUCGAUGAGAGAGCAAGGGUUGGGCUGGUUCACCUUGCCGACGUCGUCCCGUGUGAGCAGCAGUACGCUCGUAACGGCGUGCCGGUCAGCGUCACAGACAAUAUGCUUUGUGCCAGCCAAAAGCCCGACUAUAGCCCAUCUAACAUAUGUCCCUCUGACACUGGGGGAAUACUCGUCCUCCCUGCCCUCUCCGAGAAUCACUCCAGCAAUAACCAGAAGCCCUCUCUGAGUGUUACACAGGUUCAAGGGGAGAGCAAAGGGCUGUGGAGACUCCUGGGACUGGUGAGCUUUGGUUAUGACCAAGGCGAGUGCAAUCCUGACCUCUACACAGUCUACACACAUGUAGCCAACUUCAAAGACUGGAUCGAGAGUGUUAUGAAAUGAGAAUCUCACCGUCCCUGUUAUCUUUGUCUGUUUUUCAGUGUAUUCAUUCUGUCUAAUCUUUUUUUUUUUUUUGUACUUUUAAUCUUAUGCACAAGGGCAUUUUCUUGCUAAAUGCAAAAGCAACACUGGACAACACAGUGCUCUAACUGAGGGGGGUGCUAACACAUCAGAUGUGCCGAGCGUCGACCUUUCAACUGAGGACUUCGGUGUUCAGGUCCCACAACCUGAGGCUACAAACUUGAAAAUGACCAGAAAUCCAUUAUCGGCGCCUGGCGAAUGAUGGUUCGGAUCGUACUCAUCGUUAUGUACAUAUGUUGUAUUGUUUGGAAUUACUAUUCGAAUUCAUACGACCCAAGAGAUGUAUAUAUAUUGUGUUGAAAGGCAGAAAAAAAUCAUGACGUUUUUAAUUAAAGAAAAUGCUGGUGUGGUAAA
Stegastes partitus (bicolor damselfish) is the source of this 4020-nucleotide messenger RNA. Its product is annotated as inactive serine protease PAMR1-like. Gene Ontology annotation, biological process: proteolysis. Gene Ontology annotation, molecular function: serine-type endopeptidase activity. The coding region runs from base 1 to 3588 and encodes 1195 amino acids. The record is from RefSeq and is a predicted model, not a curated record. The transcript is spliced from 14 exons. Lineage: Eukaryota; Metazoa; Chordata; Actinopteri; Pomacentridae.